This is a messenger RNA of Tympanuchus pallidicinctus (lesser prairie-chicken), 5212 nucleotides long. It is a transcript of the gene COLQ, whose product is annotated as collagen like tail subunit of asymmetric acetylcholinesterase. Lineage: Eukaryota; Metazoa; Chordata; Aves; Galliformes; Phasianidae. The record is from RefSeq and is a predicted model, not a curated record. The transcript has 17 exons. Bases 1482 to 3026 code for a protein of 514 amino acids. Gene Ontology annotation, molecular function: heparin binding.
GCUGCAUCACAACAAAGAGAUCUCUUCAAAUUUAAAUCUGAACGUGUCCUUUCAGGCUUUCUUUUGGAAGAUGGUGUGUUUGCCUCAGGUGUGCACCUACAGAAGGAAAUCUGGCAUUGACUGAGUUGGUUCGAGUAAAGCAGGCUCGGGCUUUGAAGUGGUGGAGAUGUUAAGUCAAAAAAGAGAAGAAAGCUGACAAAACAUCUAUUUUCGAUCAGGGUUCUUCACUGAAGAACAGAUGGACCAAACGUUUCUAUUGAGAAAUGACUGCAAAGUUGACUUCUUUUGGAGCUCAGCUGUAGCCCUCGUUUUCUGUUUUGCUUCUGGCCAUUUCAGGAAAGCACUUGUCCUUGUGAGGAAGAGAUAUUUUCCUUGUCCCUACCUUAUUUUGUGUCACAAGGGUGAAUGUAGUUUGUGAUGGAAAUCCUUGCACUAUUCCUUUUGCAAGAUGUCACUGCACUAUUUUUUUUUACCUGAUCAUGCAUUUCCAUGUUCCAUUUCUAGUUCAGAGACCGAAGUACACAAGCUCAUAACAGGGUGGUGGAAGAAAGGAAAAACAUGUGUCCUGCUGUCUGAUCUUGGUUCUUCGUGGUACUACUGGAUUCAUUAAUUUCCUUUUCAAGCAUUGUAUUUUGUACUACAAACUUCUACCAAUUUUUCAGUUUCUACCAGACUGCAGGAGGAUUUCAGAGGGAUUUGAAAUUACUCAGUCACUGCUUCAAAUGAGUGUUGAGCUGGUCAAACAUUUCCAGAGGUGAAUCUUUUGCAUUUCAAGGACUUUUUUCCAUUGUUCAUGCAUCUUCUAGCCUCUUAUUCUCAUUAUGAAGCUUAUUUGCAAAGCCUUGCUGGCUGGACACCAGAGGGACCUCAGACUGCCGUGCAGGUGACAAAGGCAUGGGUUGCUGUUCCAAAAAUGUGAGUUUUUUCCUCCAGCGGUGCUGCCAUUGCUACAGAGCUGACUGCAUUUCAGCCAAUCACAAGUAGUGAUUCUUGUAUAGUUUCUCUCACCUGUUGCAUGCUGUCAGUGCACUCCUUGCAGUCGUACAAUGCAUCACUAGUAGGGAUGCUGGCAUCUCCACUUACAGCACCAAAUACUGAUCUGGUCUGUGUCUGCAGACCCUCAGUGGUAUCGCUCAGCUCUGUGCACGACUGCAAAGCACUGUCAUCCAUAAACACAUCAGAUCACUGUUAGUCUCGUUCAUUAAGCAAUUAACGACCUGUAGAAGAUGAUCAUUCAGGGAUUUUAGCCCUCCUGACACUGGUGUCUGGUUGACGACACCAACAGAUGCUGUUUAUAGUCGAGUUGAUAAUCUCUCUCUUUCCAGCUCGUUAUUAUUAUCAUCCAAAUGAUAAUCUUUUUGCUUCUGUGACCCAAACAGAAUCCCCCCCGCCACCGUUUUAGCAGCUAACAUCUACAAUGGGGGCAACUGAUCCAGCGUGGGAGUUAAAUAUAACCGUGCCUAGUGUAAGGAGAAGAGUGAAUGGGAAAUGGUUGGCAUUCCUUCUUCCUGAAGGCACGGCGAGAGAGGGAGCGGGCGAGAGCCGUGCACACACGCAGCCACACAGCCGCACAGACGCGCGGCCGGCGAGGAAGAGGAAGCGAGCAGGAGGCAGAGCGGAGCCCGCAGCUCGCCGUGCCCGCGGCUGGCAGCAGCAUGCCCACCCUCCGCAUGGCCACCUGGGGACUGUACCUGCAGCUUCUCUCCUGCUGGGCUUUCUCUCACAGCCCCUACGCUGACAAUGCCUUCUCACUCUCAGCAGAUCUCCCUUGCUUGGAACAGAAGCAGCAGCCUCCCCACAGAGCGUGCUGCUUCCUCAUCCCGCCGCCGCCGCCCAUGUUCCCGCCACCGCGCCUCAGGCACGACUGGAGCUCUAGGCUGCUUGAUCUGGACAUGAAGGAGUUGUGUCAAGAGCUCCAGACAACACAGGCCUUCUCUCUGCCUGAGUCACGUUGCCCUGCAGGGCCUCCUGGCCCCCAGGGUCCACAAGGAAUUCCUGGUAUAAUGGGACCAAAAGGGGAGAAAGGGGAGAUUGGCAGGCCGGGAAGAAAGGGUAGACCAGGUCCCCCGGGUGUCCCUGGGAUGCCAGGACCAAUAGGAUGGCCUGGACCUGUGGGACUGAAGGGUGAAAAGGGAGAUGUGGGUGUGAUGGGAUUGCCAGGUACCAGAGGACCAAUGGGCUCCAAGGGUUUUCCAGGAACUAGAGGAGAAAAGGGUUCCAGAGGGGACAGGGGUGACAAAGGAGUCAAAGGAGACCAGGGAGAAACAGGCUCCCCCGGAAUGCUGGGACAGAAAGGAGAGAUGGGCCCAAAGGGACAAUCUGGAGCACCAGGACACAGAGGACCUAUAGGAAGACCUGGAAAACGAGGCAAACAAGGGCAAAAGGGAGACAUUGGACCUGUGGGUAUCAUGGGCCCACCUGGAAGGCCUGGUCCUUCUGGCCAGCCAGGCCCCCCUGGACCUUCAGGAUUAGGGCAAUUUGCAAUAGGACCAAAAGGGGAAAGAGGACUUCCAGGACCUCCAGGAAGAUGCCACUGCAGACCCCCACAACAUGUGAAUAAUCCACCAUAUGAGGAGUCUGUGUUUGGACACAGGUAUCCAAAAGUCCCUGCGAUUUUUGUGGUGAAUAAUCAAGAAGAAUUGGACCGAUUACACACUGAAAAUGCCUUAGCUUUUAGAAGAGACCAGAGAUCUUUGUAUUUCAAGGAUACCUUUGGAUGGCUCCCAGUCCAGCUCACCCCUUUCUACCCUGUGGAUUACCGUGUUGAGGUUGGCAGUACGUGUGGAGAUGGGAUCGUUCAGGAUGGGGAAGAGUGUGAUGAUGGCAACACGGUCGUGACGGAUGACUGCAUAAGAUGUCGCCGUGCUUACUGCGGAGAUGGCUACAGACAUGAAGGGGUGGAAGACUGUGAUGGAAAGGAUUUUGGAUAUCUGACAUGUAAAACAUAUCUCCCUGGGUCUUAUGGAAAAUUGCGAUGCACUUCUUACUGCUACAUUGACUCUACACAGUGCCGAUACUUCACAUGAGGGGAGCAGAGAAGGGCAGCAUCCCACACGUCAUGGGGUGCGAGGUGCUAUGCUGUUGUCUAGCUGAAAAGGUCUGGGAUUUAAAAAAGAAAAAAAGAAGGAAAAAAGAAAAAGAAGAAAAAAGAAAAAAAGCCAUCUCUGUGAAAACAAACAGACUUCGUGCUUCUGAUGGCCAUGUUGAGAUGUUUGGCUUUUUUUUUUUUUUUUUUUAAAAUUAAUUAAGCCAGAUUCUGAAAAACUAGGACCACUGUAUCCUGUCUUAAUAGAUAAAGUGUUUGCCAGUAAGACUCGUGGGCUGUGUGUGGGGACUUCUCUGUCACAAAUGCUACAGGAAACCAAAUGCCACUAACCAGGAAUACUGUGUACAAGACAACAUUACCUCGGCUUAGCACUGUUCAGCCUAAAUUAAGUUCUUCAGGGUUUUUGUUUUUCAGCUUUUUCAGCAUAAAUACAAAGCAUGUGUUGGACACAGUGUUUAUGGAGACUUUCUCUUGUAUUACAAUGUGAACUUCCUUCAUGUUGUCUCCAGGGGGGUGUGAUGGUGGCUUCAGCAGCACUGUGGUUAGCUGCACACCUUUGUGGCUCAGAGAAGCAGGGGCCUUCCUGCAAAUGCUUUAAAGAUCAGCAGAUGAGGCAAAAAAAAAAACUCCAGGAAAAUGGUUGGCUAUCACACCAAGCCACAGGCCACGAAGGCCAAAGGGGACAACCAAAUGGUGAUGCAGCCAAGGUGCUCUCACUCCAAGGAGGACAUCAGGCUGGGAGCAAAGAUGCAGGAUGAGCUGAUUUCACUUUUCGCCUUUGCCAAGCCAGCUGCGUUCUGUGUGAGCCCAACAGGACUGCGGAAGUGCUGGGUCAGCAAGGCUGCCCACCUGGAACCUCAAUGCAGCCAGGCCUGCACUCUGGUCAUGGUGCUGGAAGGCCUUGUUCUUCUCUCAUGGUCUACCCAGACUCCAUCCUUGCACGUUGGCUGUACCCAUCCUGUGUACUGACUCCUCCGGCCUGCUCUCCUGCUCCUGUUGUGCUUGGAGCACGCUGCAAUGUGCCGCCUCACUUUUAUAUCCCUGUGACACCAAUCCUGGCCUAAUGUGCUUGUGGGUGCUCAUUCACGCUGUAUGAUGUACGUAUAUCUCUGUUUUUCAGGACAUUUGGUCAAUUCUGCUAGCUCUGAUAGGAGUCAGGGUAAUUACCUACUUAUUAGCACGCAUUCAAGAACAGAUUUCAUAGGGGGAGCAUAUUUAAUACUGUAUAUACGAAAGAGUUCAUAACAGAAGAAAAUGGUACAAAGAUGUGUGGAGUUCAGGACUAAGAGCUCAAACCAAGUGUGAUUUUUUUUUUUUUUUCAUGCAGGCCACUCUUUGCUGCUUUGCUGUAAAUGCUGUACUUGAAUGUUUCAAGUGUGUGAGUUGCUUGUCACAAUAGGAGCACCACAGCAGCUGCACUUACUUGGUUACCUCUUAAAGGUUGAAUAAAGGGUGGAUAAUGCAUUAAAGCAAGCAGGAAUAUAUGCAACUUCUACCACUUGUAUAGGAGACUUUAGCUCUGCAUGUCCAAAGUGAUACUGGAAAUCAUCAAUUAAAAGCUAAAUAAAAUUAAUGUAUUUUACUGCUAUUGCUUACCUGGGCUGCUUGUGCUGUGAAGCUCAACCACCAACAGCUGUAGCCUGUUUCAACAGUUCAAAGCCUUUCUUCUCAUUGCCUUAUUAUUGUUAUUAUUUUUUAUUUAAACAGAGGUCUUAAUAAAAGGUCAAAGAACCAAAGGGGUGAGGAACUUGCCAUAAGCUCUGGAAAUCUGUGCGCUAGAGUAGCUGCCUUGUAACAUCCCAUACUGGUGCAAAGGAAUGGGUUUCAGCUGGUGGGAUCCAGCACUUUCUCUCUGGAGUCCAUCUCCACUUGCAGACCCUGCAAGGCUGGAGCCCUUGAGAAAUUUGGAAGUCUCAGUGGCCUUUCACUUUCAGCUUUAAGUCCUGUUGUUUUUAAAAGCUCCUACCUCCAAAGGACAUUAUAAAGCCAAAGUGCACCAAGGGCAGGAAAAGAAAAACAAGUCAUGAUCUCACAUGUUAAAUUGUAGUGUGCUGCACAUAGAGAAGAAGUACAGCAUCAGCCUGGUCACAAAACGAAGCGUGGAUUUCAGAAGGACUGUAUUAAUACAGCAUAAAAGUUCAAUAUCUUAACAAAAAGAAAUGCAAG